Molecule: messenger RNA, 1414 nt
Organism: Porites evermanni
Lineage: Eukaryota; Metazoa; Cnidaria; Anthozoa; Scleractinia; Poritidae
Source: the annotation of a GenBank genome assembly
GGGGAGAACUUGACUGCUACAGGACAAGACUCGGGCGAUCAAGUUAAGGUAGGGCGGCGGAGGGAUCUACCAUAAAAUAAACCAUUUCUCAUGGUUACAUUUACCCUGUGUUUAUAUCAAUGGGACCCUGUUUGCCCAGAUGUGAUAAAUGGCAUCAUUGUUACACCAGGUAAAAAUAUACUAGUCUUGUACCCAUACACCGGAAACGGCGUAUCGUAAGAUCCUCUCUCACAGAUAGUCAGUCUUGACUGGGAUCAAGAACGUUCCUUGAAGUUGCUUGGACUUAAUUCUAUUUGUCUCAGUAGCUCACAAUUUUGGGUGAUCGUUUCCUUUCCCUGGUGCGGAAAUAAAUUUAUUUCGAUAUUCGCCCUUACGUCUCCUAUUGAUAUUAAUGUGCGAACUUGAAGCGCAGUGGUUCUUGAAACAAACGAUUCUUUUGUUUCACUCGUUACAAAAUUUGAGAAACAAAAACAAUGUUUGUAAACAGUGAUGUCUUCUAUUGGAUUCUAUGAUGCUAAGCGAAGCCAUCGCAACAUUUUCGGUCUGACUGUUAUAACUAGAAGGAUGAAGCGCUUAUUCACACUUAACUUUUUGUAUUUCACUUUUAAACUCGCUAUUCUGAAUUUAUCUUCCCUUUUCGGGCGAGAAUAAGCGUAUUUCCUUACCCCCCCUAAUCUACUGACCAAAGCAGUUCAUGGCGGGCAAAGCGGAAAGUUAUCGGUCACCAAGUAAUUUUUCACAAACUGCGUUGGUCAAUCAAAGUAGAAUUGAAUAGCUAAAUUUUUUCGCCAAAAACCCGAGAAGCGUUAAAAAUUGAUCUUUUCACGGCUCUUUUAGUUUUUGACGUUUGAUUAAAGAUUUUCGAGCCCCGAGGCAGACCCGACUACGAUCCUUUUUAAGAUUGGCAAGUUUUGACAACAUCUGCAUGGUAGAAAUUCAAAAUCACGCAUUGGGGCGUAGUGCGAACGGACUUAACAAACCCGGAACAGCAACAAGCCUUUUUUUAUUUUCAGAAUGGCUGUAUAAAGGUGAAAUCGCGUUGCCCUUGUUAAGUCGUGAGGUUAAAAAAUAUUAAAGUGUUGAUAGUUGUUAUUCCUUGGUAAGUUGCGCUCCUUAAGCUGAACUCCUAUAUAGCUCCUAUUGACCUCAUUCAUCAUGUUUUUAGAGCGAGGCAGAAUCGACAGAAAUACCCGAAGAGUUUGAAGACAAACCCGGUGACCAGUCCACUCGCAGUCGUUCAGUUGUGUCAGAGGACGUCAAAACUGUAUCACCAUCCGCUUCUCACUCCGCCAGCAUCGCCGAAGAGCUGCCUAGCUACCAGUCUCCUGGAGCGAGCCGAUCCGAGUCGCGCCCGACUUUUGAGUCGGCCCGCGGUGACUCUGCUUCGGGAGAAAGGAAGAGACCUUUGUCCGAG